Molecule: messenger RNA, 339 nt
Organism: Ascoidea rubescens DSM 1968
Lineage: Eukaryota; Fungi; Ascomycota; Saccharomycetes; Ascoideales; Ascoideaceae
Gene: RPP2B
Product: ribosomal protein P2
Exons: 1
Biological process (GO): cytoplasmic translational elongation
Cellular component (GO): cytosolic large ribosomal subunit; ribosome
Molecular function (GO): structural constituent of ribosome
Source: RefSeq, a predicted model, not a curated record
GUGAAAUAUUUAGCUGCUUAUCUUUUACUCGUCGAAGGUGGUCACGAACACCCAGCUUCAAAAGAUAUCGAACAUUUAUUAGAAACUGUUGGUAUUGAAGCCGACCACAAACAAGUUGAACUCUUGUUGAAAUCAGUUUCUGGUAAAACUGUCGAUGAAUUAAUUACCUCAGGCAGUUCCAAAUUAGCCUCUUUAGCCACUGGUGGUGCCGUUGCCUCUUCUGGCUCUGGUUCUGAUACUGGCUCUGGUUCUGGUGCUGCUGCUGAAGAAGAAAAAGAAGAAGCCUCUGAAGAAGAAGAAGAAUCUGAUGAUGAUAUGGGUUUCGGUUUAUUUGAUUAG